Molecule: messenger RNA, 1289 nt
Organism: Aphanomyces invadans
Lineage: Eukaryota; Oomycota; Saprolegniomycetes; Saprolegniales; Verrucalvaceae
Exons: 3
Coding region: 43-1089 (348 amino acids)
Molecular function (GO): nucleotide binding
Source: RefSeq, a predicted model, not a curated record
UGUGACGAAUCACGUGAGUGGCACGGUUGGUGGCUCUACACGAUGUCGACGGCGCCAUUGCGAUGGGGCAUCUUGGGAUGCGGAAAGAUCAGUAACGACUUCGUCAUGGGGCUGGCCCUCGUUGCCAAUGCCCAGGUAGUCGCGUGUGCCUCCCGGUCCCUCGACGCAGCCGUCGCGUUUGGCACACUCCACGGCAUCCCGACGUGGUAUGGCUCGUACGACGCCCUGUGCAGAGAUCCACAAGUAGAUGUUGUGUACGUUGGCACGCUGCAUACGCACCACCACCCCCACACGAUGCUUGCGCUCUCGCACAACAAGCACGUGCUGGUGGAGAAGCCAAUGGCACUGAAUCGCCGCGACGCGGCGGACAUGGUGUCCCUUGCGAAAGCCAAGGGUCUAUUCCUCAUGGAAGCCAUGUGGACGCGAUUCUUUCCUGCCAUCCAACACGUCCGAUCACUUCUCGCGGACGGUGUGAUUGGCUACGUCCAUGCUGUUCAUGCUGACAUGGGCUUUGCAUUCCCGAGCUCGGCCGACCGCAUCUGGAAGCGCGACUUGGGCGGCGGCGGUCUCUUGGACAUUGGCAUCUACCCGCUGGCUUUUGUGUCGAUGGUCUUCCCCGACGAAGCGCCCAUCAAUGUCCACACCGUCGGCAGUCUGUCCGACGAUGGCGUCGAUGUUUUCGCCGUUGUGACGCUGCAGUACUCGCGCCACCGAUAUGGCACGAUCCAGUACUCAUGCCUGGCCGACUUUCGCGAAGAAGUGACGAUUUUGGGGUCGAAAGGUCGGCUGGUCAUCGAUGCCCCGGCGCACACCCCGACGCGGGUGCGUCUUGACCGUGGGUCAGAUGUCGAAACAGUUGAAUUUCCGCUGCCGACGCCAGCACCAUCGUCUAGCGCGUUCAACUUUGGAGGGUCCGUCGGCCUGAGCUACGAAGCGGCGGCGGUCGGAAAAGCGAUUCGCAUCGACCAUGCGACCGAAUGCGCCGAGUACCCGCUAUCCGAGUCGCUCUUCCUCGCUGGCCUCAUGGACACGAUCAGGCGAGACCUUGGCGUUGUCUACGACGCCGAUCUCACCCCGAGUUACUUGUAAUGGAAGCCAUGGACAGGCUGCCGACUGUUCCAAUGGAUGGAAGCUUUGUUCCGUCACGCGAAUUUCUAGCCGCGACGACUUUGGUCAGCUAAUAAUGUGGCCAUGAUCUGGACAGGAAGCCCUGCGACACACGGCCUCGAAUGCACAUGGUCAAACGAACUGGAUGGAGACAAGAUCGUAUGAAUUGGAAUGGUUUCUCU